Yarrowia lipolytica CLIB122 is the source of this 3729-nucleotide messenger RNA. Lineage: Eukaryota; Fungi; Ascomycota; Dipodascomycetes; Dipodascales. The record is from RefSeq and is a predicted model, not a curated record.
AUGGACAAGUCCAAGAAAUCCAAAAACUUCAAGAAAAUCGGCCAGCCGCGAAUCAUCACCGGCGCGUCCAUGUACGACUACCAGAUCCAUGGAAUCGAGUGGAUGGCGUCGUUGUACGAGAACGGGCUCAAUGGCAUUCUGGCCGACGAAAUGGGAUUGGGCAAGACCCUUCAGACCAUUGCAUUCCUUUCUUUCUUGAUAGAGAAGCAGGUUGGCGGGCCCUAUCUGGUCGUGGUUCCUCUGAGCACGCUCAACAACUGGGAAAAUGAGUUUCGUAAGUUUGCACCGAGUAUUCCCGUUGUCAAGUUUUAUGGCGACAAAAAGGAGCGGGCGGCACUUUGGAAGGGUGUGCGAGUGGACUAUGAGAUGAGGGGUCUGAAAAAAAGGGGUGGGAAAGACGGCGAGUUUGUGGAGACCUUCCCGGUAGUCAUCACCACUUACGAGACGGUUGUGAUGGAGACCCGACGUCUGCAGAUGAUGACGUGGAAGUAUCUCAUUGUGGACGAGGGCCAUCGCAUCAAGAACGUCAACAGUUUGCUUCUGAAGAAACUGAAGCUUCUGGAUACGUCGAAUCGUCUGCUUUUGACCGGCACUCCUCUGCAGAACAAUUUGACGGAGCUUUGGUCUCUUCUCAACUUUCUGCUUCCCGACGUGUUUUCCGACCUCAGUAUGUUCCAAUCGUGGUUUGACGAGAAAGAAAACGGGUCUGGCGACGGGUUUGGCGGCGAGAAUCGAUCGGCGGAGUUGGUGGAGACUCUUCAUUCGAUUCUGAAGCCGUUUUUGCUGCGACGGCUCAAGUCGGAAGUCUAUUCGAAUCUGCCCGACAAACGCGAGUACUUGAUUUACAUCCAGAUGGCUCCUCUUCAGGAGGCUCUGGAGCACCGCCUGCGACGUCAUGCACGGACAAUCAACACCAAGGCCCAGAAAAAAGACCGGGUCACUCCCGAGAUCGUUCCCGAGCCUCUUGGCAAGCGGGUCCGAAAGCAAAUCGUGCGGGAAGACGUGGUUGACACUUUUGACGCUGAUUUGGGGUCCGACGAUGAUGGAUACGACUCGAACGAGAGUGUCGAUCGAGACCUGAAGCGCCAGAAGAAGGAGGACUAUGAAGAAGAAGAGGAUUAUGAGGACGGAAGUGACGGAGAAGAGGAGGAGGAAGAGGAGGACGAUGAAGAGGGGGGUUCUGAGGUCGAAGAUGAGGGCAUCAGAAAAAAGAAGAAGAAGCACGUGAAUUCAACUACCUCGUCUUCGUUGCUUCCUCCGGCCGACAAAGCGGCGCCCCUAACCCAACUCCAAAAAGACAUUAUCGAGGGGCGGGUCAAAUGGGUUGAUAACAAGUGGGUCCCCAAGACGGAGGAGGAACUGGCCAAGAUGGAGGCCGAUAGAGCGCUGGCCGAGAAUUUGAUGAACGAGCACACCAUGAGCGAAACGGCCCAAAUGGCUGAUCACGUGCCCAAAGACAUCCUGGACGUGAUUAACGAUACGAAAAACGCCUCUACUACCAUCCCCUCCCUGCAACCCAUGCACCCGGACGCGCCCAGGCACGCCAUCAAGUCUGAUCCUCACCAAAUGCCGCCGAAAAACUACUACUCGGCUCCAGAUGGCAACUGGUACCCGCUGUACCUUCAUCCGUUGUUCCCAAAAAGGAAACAGACGGUGACAGGGAUGACCAAUCACGUGAUUGGCAGUGACGGGUUUGGGAAACCGCUCAAGGAGUCACAUCAAAAGUCUCGUGAGCAAAAGUCUCGUGAGCAAAAGUCUCGUGAGCAAAAGUCUCGUGAGCAAAAGUCUCGUGAGCAGUCGCCGUCGCAGAAGUUAGGCUCUUGCGUCAGCACUGCCGCCAAAGUCGAGUCCCGUGACCUCACCUCUUCCUUCUCGGUGAAAAAGGAGUUGGAUCCUGUUGAUCAGUACAUGCUUCGGUUACAACUGCUCAAAGAGAAGCGCGAGAAAGAGGAGGCUGAGGCGGCAGCUGAGCGGGCGAAAAUGGAUCCUGUGGAUGCCUAUGUCGACAAACUGAGGCAAUUGCAGCGUUUGUCGCCUGAGGACGAGGAGGAGACGGAUGUGGAGACGAAGAUGGAAGAGGAAUUGAGACGGUUGAGAGAAGAGACUCUCAAUUCACUAGAUUCGGUGGAAGCAGAGACAGAGACCGAGUCCCGUGAAAUGAGGGAGUUGAGGGCGGAGUUGUUGGGUUUGAAGAAGCAAGAGGAUGUCAAAAGUGAGUCUGAGACUGUCAAGAAGGGGUCUUUCGGGGAGGACAAGGACUCGAUGAAGAAGGAGCAAGUAUCUAUUUCGUCUUUUGUGAAGAGUGAAUCGGAGGGUGUUACCUCCAAAAAUGAUUCUGAGUCUUCUGGUGUUUCUGAGCCUUCCGCGGUCACUGUCACAUCUGGAAUGGCUUUUGAGCCGAUUUACAGUGCUUCCCAGUCUUCUGAAGUGACUCAUAAUGCCCCUGAAACGGUUCAGUCGCCUUCUAUGGUCUCUGACACGACGCUGAACCCUUCUACGCUCUCUGACACGGCUCUGAACCCUUCUAUCGUCUCUGACACGGCUCCAAAACCUUCCACGAGCCCUUCUGUGACGCCAACAGCCCCUAAAACGGUUGUGAAGCCUUCUACGACCUCUCAACUCUCUGCUGUCCCUCUCACGACGAUCUCAGACUCGGACUCUGACGAGUUUGCCUCUGCCAACGAGGACUUGCAAGAAUCCAACGGAAAGGUUCCACCAGAAGAUCUGGACGAAGAAGUUAGUGAGAAACUCAAGGAGGAGGUCAAGAGCGAGCAGAAGGUGGUGGAUUCGGUUGAUGAGAAAGCCGCCGAGGUGGUGCAGGAGCUGUCGACUUCGGUCAUGCCUUCACGCGACCUCACUCCCGAGGAGCUGGCUCCGGAUAUUACGGAGUUCUUGUCUACGAUUGCGUUUGACAAAAUCUCCACUUCACAGACCCUGGCUAAUCUCCGAAAAGUGGCCAAUUCGCCAUACCUCGUCAAGUUCCCCUGGGGCGAGGAAGAACCUGUUGACGAGCGAAUCAUUUCUGAUUCAGGCAAGAUGAGGGUGUUCGAUCAGCUGGCGAUGGAGCUGGUGAGCAGAAAGCACAAAAUGCUAGUGUUUUCGCAGUUCUCCGGCACCCUGGAUCUGCUCACCGAAUGGUGCGAGUUCCGUCACUUGCCUUACUGCAUGUUGAUCGGAUCCAUGGGUUUGGAGGAGCGUCAGGAGAUGAUUGAUGCGUUCAACGAGGAAAGUGGCCCGUCCAUUUUCUUGAUCACUACACGCGCAGGCGGCACCGGCAUCAAUUUGACCGCUGCGGACUCGGUGGUCAUUUUUGACAGUGAUUGGAACCCCCAACAAGACAAGCAGGCGAUCGAUCGGAGCCAUCGAAUUGGCCAGAAGAAGCCUUGUGUCAUUUACCGGCUCAUCUCAACCAACACCAUGGAAGAAAUGCUGGUUAGAGUGGCUAGUGAUAAAAAGAGACUGGAUGAGAUGGUCAUUCAGGCCGGAGAUUACUCCGGCUUCUCCAAGGACGCCAACAAAACCGUGGAUAUCGACAAGACGUUUCUGCGAGAGAUUAUGACCGGUAAGAGUGAUUAUGAAGCGCAUGAGGGCAUCGAGAAGAUUGAUGACGAGCUGAUGGAAACCCUGUUGGAUCGAAGUGACGAGAGUUACAAGAGACACAGAGAUAAGACGGUGGAGCUACCUAAGAGUAUCGAGGUGAUUAUUGGCUCGCGAGAUGAGCAUACGUGA